AUGGGGAACAACCCAAUAGACCAAGGGGCACUCCCUGAUACUGGUUGGUCACUAGUUCGAGUUCCGUGCUGGAUCUUGGGAGAUAGUUUCAUGGGUAACUACCACACACUGUUCGACUAUGGCAACAUGAGGAUUGGAUUUGCUGAAGUUUACAGCAUUUUGAGUAGACGUGAAAAUCCAGGACAACAUGAGGCUAUGCGCAAAAUGAAAAAUGAGUUUUUAGUAAACUGGGACGGUCUGCGUAUGGAGGAUAAAGAACGUGCACUUGUUCUUGCUGCUACCAAUAUGCUAGUUGACCUUGACGAAGCUGUUAUAAGGAGGCUUCCUUGGAGGUAA
This is a messenger RNA of Papaver somniferum (opium poppy), 336 nucleotides long. Its product is annotated as spastin-like. Bases 1 to 336 code for a protein of 111 amino acids. Gene Ontology annotation, cellular component: mitochondrial outer membrane. The record is from RefSeq and is a predicted model, not a curated record. The transcript has 3 exons. NCBI's taxonomy places the organism in Eukaryota, Viridiplantae, Streptophyta, Magnoliopsida, Ranunculales, Papaveraceae. Gene Ontology annotation, molecular function: ATP hydrolysis activity; ATP binding.